UGCCUCAAGUACGAACGAAAAGCGGCCGACAUGGGACUCAAGCAACUCUUCAACGCUCCCAUCCUAUCACACUUUCUGACUUCACCAUGCCUUCCGUGUCUUUCUAUGCCAAAUCGUUGACGGAGCUGCUCGCGAACCGUGUUCGCGACAUGCCAGACAAGCCGGCUAUCUACACCGGGGUUCCAACAAACGAGCCGUCUAAGUUGUUGCAGUAUCUUAGCUACUCUCAAGUUGAGAAAGCCGUAGACCGCCUUGCAUGGCAUUACUCCUCUCUGGGUCUCGUCCCAGAACCAGGUCCCGACGGUCUUCCUCCGCCCCGUAUCAUUGCCGUCUACACCAGCACCGCAUACGACGAAUCCUUGCUCGAGAUGGCUCUUGCGAAACUUGGCCUUACAGCGCUUCUCCUCUCUGUCAAUAACUCCGUUCCCGCUAUUGCGCACUUGUGCAAGCUCACGAAGGCGUCACACCUCAUCUACGGAUCCAAGUUCCCGCAGGAGGCUAAGGAGGCCCAAGAUAUCCUGAGGCAGCAAGGCGUUAGCAUCGGCCUCGUCGAGGAUAAGCGCUUCCCACUCUGGGGACCCGAGGGCGUCGAGGCUUCGAAGAGUAAGCCAUUCGCGGCACGUCUGACUCCUGAUCAGGAGAAGGACAGGCCGGCUGUCGUCCUGCAUUCGUCGGGAUCUACUGGCUUCCCCAAACCUGUCUACGUCACUCACUACGGCCUUAUUGCCAACGUCGCCAUGAACCAGAACAAGCCUGGUUUCAGUACACUGCCUGUUUACCACGGAUAUGGACAUUUCGCCAUUUUCCGAUGCAUGUAUUCCGGCCAGACCAUGACCCUUUACCCGCCGCACCUUCCUCUCACCUCAGCCAAUAUUUGCAAGGUCAUUGAAGCCUCGCCUCCGGUCACGCAGUGUUUCGCGGUCCCGUAUGUUAUCAAGCUGCUCGCUGAGACUCCAGAAGGUAUCAAAGCACUUGCCAACUUCGACAUUGUCGGCUUUGCUGGCGCUGCGCUUCCCGAUGACCUAGGUGAACGAUUGAUCAAGUCCGGGGUCAACCUUCUGAGUAUCUACGGAACGACGGAGACAGGCUCGCUCCUCAAUUCGAACCGUGACUACAAGACCGACAAAGCCUGGAAUUGGAUUCGUCCGUUCGGUCUGGGACCACAAUACCUUGACUUUGAGGACCGCGGGAACAACACGUUCGAGGUUGUCGUCAAGGCUGGAUACCCUGCCCUUGUCGAGACGAACCGUCCGGACGGGUCGUUUGCCACGAAAGAUCUGUUCCAGCGUCAUCCGGAACAUGCUAACUGGUACAAGUACAUCGGACGUCUGGAUGACACUCUUGUACAAACACUGGGCGAGAAGACGAACCCGGUGCCCAUGGAGCUCUGCAUUCGCGGAAACAGUCCUUACGUUGCCGAAGCAAUCGUCUUCGGUGCCGGAAGGCCUCAAACUGGCGUCCUCGUCCUCCCCUCCGACCUCGGCAAAGACCUCACUCGAGACGAGCUCAUGUCCAAGAUCUGGCCCGUAAUCGAACAAGCCAAUGCCGAAGCGCCGACCCACUCCCGUCUCCUCCCAGAGAUGGUCGAAUUCCUUCCCCACGGGACGCACAUCCCCAUCGCCACAAAGAUGACGAUCCUCCGACCUGCGUGUUACGCCAAGUUUAAGGACCUGAUCGACGAGAUCUAUGUCAGGUUCGAGAGGGGCUCGGAGGAGGAGAAGGUGACGCUUGGGAGGGAAAAGUUGGAGGAGUUUGUGUUGGAGACGAUUAGGAAGGCGUUGGGACCGGUUAAAGGAAGGGGUCUAACGAGGGACGUGGACUUGUUUGCGUUUGGGGUGGACAGUUUGCAGGGGACAAGGGUGAGGAACACAUUGCAGCAGAGACUUGAGUUGGGUGGGAAGACGCUUGGCCAGAAUGUCGUGUAUGAGCACCCAAGCGUUAAGAAGCUGGCAGAUUAUCUUCUGGCCUUGCAGAGUGGCCAAAGUGCAGAGAAGUCGGACGACCAGCAGCGGGAGGCGAUGUUGGCAAUGCUGGAGAAGUAUAGUGCUCAGUUCGUGGCCAGGAAUACCACGACUGCUAUUCCACAGGACGGCUCGCACGUUGUGGUUCUCACUGGGGCCACUGGCUCACUAGGCGCACACAUUCUCGCCCUACUAUCAGCCCAGUCUUCAGUCAAGAAGAUCUUCUGUCUCUCGCGUGCAUCAUCGCACGCUGAUUCCUUGAAACGAGUGAAGGACUCGCUCAAAUCAAGGAAGUUGACUGUCGACGACAGUAAGCUCGUAUCCUACGCCGCGAACACAAACGUCGAGCUCUUCGGCUUAUCAAAGGAGGAAUACGAUUCCAUCCGUGACGAAGCGACUAUUGUUAUCCACAACGCCUGGCCCGUCAACUUCAACCUCAGCAUCGAAUCAUACGACGAGCACGUCAACGGCGCCCUGAACUUCCUCAACCUCUGUCUCGAAUCCCCACAUUCGUCGCCUCCCACAUUCUACUUUUCGUCUUCUAUCUCGUGUCGCCAGGCUGGUAGCGAAGAGAUCUGUCCGGAGGAAUUUUCCACCGAUCCGAAGACGGCGGCGGGCACGGGGUAUGCGAGGAGUAAAUGGGUCGUUGAGAAGCUGUGUGAGGCGGCGGCAGAGAGGACGGAGACGAGGGUGGGUGUGCUGAGGAUUGGGCAGAUGGUCGGUGAUUCGAUCAACGGCGUAUGGAAUGAGACAGAAGCCUGGCCCCUGAUGUUCAAGGGCGCUAACACAGUUGGUGCUCUUCCACUCACAGACGAGCAUCCCUCCUGGCUUCCCGUCGACUACGCCGGCCGAGCCAUAACGGAAAUCGUCCUCCGCUCCGACGAGACGAUUCCGAAAUCGACGGUCUAUCAUAUCGUCAAUCCCAAUACGAGCGCAAGUUGGGCUGAUAUUUUGGUAGGUUUAAAGGAUGCGGGGGUGAAGUUUGAGACGGUGGAUAGGAUGGAGUGGUUGGAGAGGUUGGCAACGAGCGAGAAGGAUCCAGAGAGGAAUCCGAUUAUCAAGCUCCUGCCCUUCUUCAAGGCUAGGUAUACGAAUGCUGGCACGAACGCUAAAUCGAUGAAGUUCGCCACGGACAAGACAGGCAGUGUGGCGCCGUCGAUUCCUGCGGCACCUGCUCCUAACCGUGAGCUCGUUGGAAAGUGGGUCGAGCAUUGGCGUUCCAUUGGCUUCAUCAACUAGAAGACUUGUUCGAAGUCGCACGAUGUACAAUUCACUGUUGACAAGUAUAUGUCCGUGUAUGAUACAGGGUUUGAAUGCUCAUUAUUUCUACUGCUUUGCCG
Stereum hirsutum FP-91666 SS1 is the source of this 3301-nucleotide messenger RNA. Its product is annotated as L-aminoadipate-semialdehyde dehydrogenase. The coding region runs from base 87 to 3200 and encodes 1037 amino acids. Lineage: Eukaryota; Fungi; Basidiomycota; Agaricomycetes; Russulales; Stereaceae. Gene Ontology annotation, molecular function: phosphopantetheine binding. The transcript has 12 exons. The record is from RefSeq and is a predicted model, not a curated record.